CGGCUCCAGCUGGCGGCUUUUUGACGCAGUGUUUCGCUUUGAGCAGCUGGGCAGCGCCUCUCCACCGCCACAUGAGCCGACCGGACACCUCACCGACAUUCCACCGCAGCAAGGCGGCCAGCAGCUAGCUCAGUUCCCCGGCGAGCCGGCUGGCAGGCGGGCAGGCUAGCAGCGAGUUAGCCGCUUAGCUGGCUCCAGCGGCUACAUCAGAUCGGAUGGCGUCUCCCUUCAAGAUCCCCAAGAAGAAGAAUCAGGUGGCCGGCUGUGACUCCGCCCACCAGUCCCCGCUGUCCCGCCUCCAGAGCCCCGCCCCUCCAGUUAAGGGCUACGGGGAUCGGUCCGGCAGAGGCGGCGCCGACAAGAGGCAUGCUGGGAGUGCUGUGGGCGACUCCACAGACAGACAGAGCCCCUGUAGGCCGCUGUUCCAGAACGUGGUGAAGACGCUGCUGGGACUCAAGGCCUCAGCGGCCAAUCACAGGCCACCAGGGAGCCGCGGCGGCCAAUCGCAGCAGAGACAGACGGCCGAGUCGUCGACCUGUUUGUCCAACAGAUGGCGCCCAAAGAGAGCGUCUGACCGCCUGCUGCAGCCGGACGCCGCCUCAGCUCACCUGUCUCCACCACAGAAGAAGAGAAGCGUGCAGUCUUCAGGGCCUCGGCCUCCCAGAGUCUCGGUGCCGCCGGGAGACGCUCUGGACUCGCUGGCCGAGCUGCGGGCCGAGGUGCAUGCUGGGAGUCUGAGUCCUUCACCGCCAGGACGCAACAGAUGGAGGACGGCCAAGUGGAGCGGAGACGCCGCUGACGCCAAGGAACAGGACAAGAGCUCGUCUGCUAAAUCUUCAGAUGUCCGCAGACCCUCGGCCUCCUCGCCGAGGACGACGGCCGACAGGAGGCGGAGCCUGGACAGAAGGCGGAGCCUGGACAGGACGCCGUCGCUCGCCGCCGGUGUCGGCAUGAAGGAUGACGUGAGGGAGAAGGAGAGGCAGAGGUGGAUUCAGUUCAGACAGAACAACAACCGAUCGACCGUCCUGCGCCUGAGACUGAAACCGAAACCAAGUCGGACUCCACGAGACCCGAGUCAGACGGAACCCAUUGUUCUGUCCAGUGAAGAGGAGGACGAAGACGAAACGGCGAGAACGUUACGAAGCAGCAGCCGAGUGGACGAACCCUGCAGCGCAAGACCAGAGCAGGCUUCCACACAGGUGAGCUCGCCUGAGGCCCCGCCCUCCUUCCUACAGCUGCAGUUUGCUUCGCUUCACGCCGGCCUGACGAACGCCGACGCCAACGGCUCGCUGACGGUGACGGAACACGGCAUCACGAUUCCUGUCAAAGGGCUGGAGGAGGCCGAGGUCACCGUGGUGGCGUCUCAGGUUCGCGGUUACGGCGUCUGGGAUGGGGGCGUGGCUCGGGGCGGGGAUCUGCUGGCGUCCUGGGAAGGCCCCGCCCCCUCGCUGCUCUUCCUGUGGGUGACGGACGCUCAGGCCAACCUGCUGCAGACGGAGCUGUCGGCCAUCCGGACCUCCUCCGGUCCUCCCUGUUCCUUUGUUCUGCUGGUGUUAAAGGAGCAGCUGCAGGAGCUUCAUGCUGCCCUUCUGGCCUCCAUUCUGGACAUGGACCAGUACCAGCAGGGCCGGUCCUGUGGUUCUGGUCCAGCGUCUCCUCUGGACUGGGCCGACGGACUGCUGCUCCUGCACAGCUGCCCUCCUCCUCUGGACCAGCACCUCCUCAGACUGCUGGGACACUCCUCGAAGUCCAACCAGCUGAGCUGCAGCCUCAGAAACAGGACCAGCAGGACGUCUGCCGAGCUGCCCACCAGGCUUAUUUCCUUUCCUUCUCCUCCUCCUUCGGUCAGACUGUAGUUGCCGUCGGUCACCAGCGGGUGUCGCUGUGCUUCCUGUUUCAGGUUCCUCCUGUUGGAGGGCGUCGGCGGUCCGGUUUCUGAUCGCAGUCACGUCUUCAGCAGCUUCUUCUUCCGCCAGCUGAGCCGCCGGCGGGCCGCCGGCGAGGACGCCGCCUCAUCCGUCCCAGACCGCCAGGUGAGGCAUCAGCGGGUCAAGACCUGGACGCGUCACGUCGACAUCUUCACCAAAGACUUCCUGUUUGUGCCUGUCAAUCAAGAAGCCCACUGGUUCCUGGUCGUGGUGUGUUUUCCUGGACUGCAGGAGAAUCGAUACGAGAAGUUUCAGCGGCAACCAGGUGGGUCAGAGUCCAGUCUCAGAGGGAACCAGGCUCCGGGCUGCAGCCUGCAGGGCUGGCAGAAGGACUCGGUGCUGAAGAGGCCGUGUAUCCUGGUCAUGGACUCGCUGAAGCUGUCGAGUCAUGAACACGUGUGUCGACUCGUCAGAGACUACCUGCAGGUGGAGUGGGAGGUCCGCCAGGCGGCGCCGCGGCUCUUCAGCGCCGACAGCAUGCGGAGCUGCAGCUGCAGAGUCCCUCAGCAGGACAACAGCAGCGACUGUGGGCUCUACCUGCUGCAGUACGUGGAGAGCUUCCUGCAGAACCCCGUGGUGCACUUCGACCUCCCGCUGCGAUUGGACGGCUGGUUUCCGCGGCAGCGAGUGCGACAGAAGCGCGAAGAGAUCCGGAGUCUGAUCAUGAAGCUGCACCGGGACCAACUGGGCCGGGCCGGACCUAAGCCGGCGCCGAGCCGAUGAACUAAUCCGAUUGGUUGAGAGUCGACCUGAAUGUAAAGUUUGUACUCGUCAGCCUCACUGACGCUUCCUGUUUUAUAAAAUAAAAGUAUUUAUUUUACCGCCCA
This is a messenger RNA of Stegastes partitus (bicolor damselfish), 2755 nucleotides long. Its product is annotated as sentrin-specific protease 7-like. The transcript has 21 exons. Lineage: Eukaryota; Metazoa; Chordata; Actinopteri; Pomacentridae. Gene Ontology annotation, cellular component: cytoplasm; nucleus. Gene Ontology annotation, biological process: proteolysis; protein desumoylation. The record is from RefSeq and is a predicted model, not a curated record. Gene Ontology annotation, molecular function: SUMO-specific endopeptidase activity.